AUGAACCUGUGCCUGAACAAUAUUACGAUACCUACGAAUACCAAACUGAUCAAAGUGAUAAUAUCCAGGACAGUCUACUGUAAAUGCUUACACGACCCUGAUUAUCAUGAUGACUUUAACCGGCUAUUUAAUCUAGAAUUGAGUGACACCAAUAAUGACAUUUCAAGUAAUUACGUCGCUAGCAGUGGGGCCAUUGGUAGUCAUGAUAUUUGCGUAUUAUGUGAAAUACCGUUGGAAAUUGAAAUGCGCACAUUAUUAGCAGCCUGCCCAUCGUGCAAUAACGUUUAUUGUGCCAAUUGCGGCAAUGAAUACCAUGGUGCUUGCCAAGUUUUCAUUGAACCCAGCUAUGGAUUGGUAUGCGAAAGUCAAACCAGUGGUGACGCUGAUAUGUAUAAACGGGAAUAUGAUAGAUAUAAAUUGGAGUCUUUGGAACUCGAGAAAUGUGCACUUGAACACAGGGAAAGGGAACGUGAGAAACGUAAGGAACGGGAAGAUCGGGAAGUACGGGAACGUAAGGAACUGGAAGAAAGGGAACGUAAGGAACGGGAACUACGGGAAGAACGGGAACGUAAGGAACAAGAGGAACGGGAGAUCAAGAAACGAGAUGUAGAAAAGAGAAAAAUGCAAAAGUUACAAGAUGAUAAGGCAUCGGAGGAGUUGAUUAAAAAUUUAUUCAAAAAUUGUCCUAGUUGCAAAAGACCCAUUGAGGGUAGCCUUUAA
Molecule: messenger RNA, 720 nt
Organism: Oppiella nova
Lineage: Eukaryota; Metazoa; Arthropoda; Arachnida; Sarcoptiformes; Oppiidae
Source: the annotation of a GenBank genome assembly